CAAGUCACAAAAAAUCCCAAUUAAGAUUAACAUUUGCCAUUUAACAGUUACAUCUGUUCUCUCUAUGUAAACAAACUGCGUCUGCACUCUGAUACGAUAAUAUAUGCAAAGAUUAAAUUUAACGAAAACAAAUAAAUUCUCAAUGUAUUAAUUGUGCUUUUUUGAAAAAUAAAACAUCGAAAUGAUUCGAGUUAUUUAUAUUGCCUUUGUGUUUACUUUUCAUAUGAAAACAUGCGUAAGUAGAGACCAUCGGUAUAAUCCAAGCAAUGACUUUUUACUCCACGAAGCUGGUUCUAUCCCAUCGAAUGACAAAAAUAGUUACGAUUUGAAUUUUCCAAGCUUAUCACCGUCAAAACCUAGUCAAACCACUCUGACCUCAAAUAUUAACAAUCCUCCUGCUACAAAACCGCAAUCAUCUGGAAAACGUGACUAUGUUGCACCCCAACGUCCAUCCACUAUUUCAACAUCAACCUCUAAACCUGCGACAAAUUCGUUUACAAACUCUGGAUCUUCUUCACACACUCCUAAAAGAGAUUAUGUUGCUGAAUUCCCUACCUUAAAGCCUGUCGGAACCACAUCAAAACAUUCAGUUACGACUCCUCUUCCUUCUACUCCACCCAAAAGAGAUUAUGUAGCGCCAAAUCUACCAUCAUCUAAUAACAAAAACAUUCAUCCAACGACAGGAAAAGUAAAAGAUCUUGUCAACUUUUACGAUAAUAAGUCUCCGAGUGGUCCAUCACAAAAGCCAAGCUACAGUUCGAUUUUAAAUGGACCUGGGAACCAAUCACCAACACUGUCUACAGCUUACACUCCAAAACCAAUGACUUUUAGUUCAGUUGUAUCAGGCUCAAAUAAACCCACUCCCACAAAUAAAGUUACGACACCCGCCACCGCUGCUGGUAGACCUAGUGUUGCAAAUAACAAUGUACCUACAAAACGACCGGGAAGCACUGUUUUACCUAGUUCCAUAACUAGUAAUCAAGGCCAAGGCACAAAUUCAGGUAAUCCAAGUGAUGUGGAAUUACAAACUAUAAGUGAAGAAUUGCUUCGAAAAGACAUAAAUAAUGCAGCUAAAUAUGUAACGAUUAAUUAUCAAGAAAAAACAACAUCGUAUGCAAAGGAUGAUAAGGCUCCUCUACCAUUACUCACUAUUGCACCCGAGGUAUGGAAUAUUACGACAAUUCAAAAAUUCAUACCUCUAUUAGAUAACUAUGAAAGAGAUACUUUAGUCAACGAAUAUGUGACGUCACAGGAAAGAAAUGAAGAGAACGCAUUCAUGGACGCAAUUAUGGCUACAAGUGUAUUUCGUCAUUUACUGAAUUUCCUAAAAGAUAAAGGAUAUGUCACCCCGGAUCCCAAACAACAAAGAGAUUUUAUAAAACAAAUGUGGUUCGGAUUAUAUUCUAGGGGUAAAGGAAAAAUAAGCAGUUCAGGCUUCGAGCAUGUAUUUGUGUCUGAGCUUAAAAACAAUGAAGUUUCAGGGUUGCACAAUUGGAUAUAUUUUUCAAAAGAAGAAUUAGCGAACCGAAUCAAUUAUUUCGGAUACUUGAAAUAUGUAGAACUUAAUGGCAAAGGUGUUGUUCUCAAAAUGCAUUUCAACCAGCAAGGUGUCGACAAACCAGUAGAUUCUUUGUUCAUAGGUACAUCGCCUGAAUUAGAAAUGGCACUUUAUACCUUAUGUUAUGUUACGCGUUCUGAUAAAGACUGUAAGCUAAAACUUGGAACAAAAGAUGUUGAAAUGGUUACACAUAACUUUAGAUACCGCAGCAAAAACUACAUCGGCAGUGCAUAUCCACAGAUAUGAUAUCGAGAUUUAUAAAAUAUGAUAAUAUAAUCAAUAUAAGUAAAUAAUACUA
This is a messenger RNA of Vanessa atalanta (red admiral), 1856 nucleotides long. RefSeq names its product endoribonuclease CG2145-like. The transcript is spliced from 7 exons. Bases 182 to 1804 code for a protein of 540 amino acids. Lineage: Eukaryota; Metazoa; Arthropoda; Insecta; Lepidoptera; Nymphalidae. Gene Ontology annotation, molecular function: RNA endonuclease activity. The record is from RefSeq and is a predicted model, not a curated record.